GCCAGUGCUGUGGGAGCUGCCCCGGAACCUGCAGCUGGAACUCAUGGCCAGUCUCCAAUCCAGGCUGCAGGUACUGUGGGAGGAACAGAAGCUGGUUCUCUUGGAAGUCAGGGAAUGUGCCAAGUGGGGCAAGGAGCUAGAGGUCAUGGUAUGGGACCUCUGCAAGCCCAAUGAAUUUAACCGCUACAUGAUGUUCAUUGGGGACCUGGAGAAGGUGGUGAGCCUCUUGCUCUGCUUGUCCAGCUGCCUCGUCCGAGUCCAGAAUGCCAUCAGCAGGAUGGAUGGCAAUACAGAGGCUGAGGAGAAGCAAUUGCUGAAUGAACGACACAAGCUCUUGUCUCGAUAGCAGGAAGAUGCAAAGGACCUGAAGGAGAAUCUGGACCGGAGAGAACGUGUGGUCUCUGGAAUCCUUGCCAAAUACCUAACAGAGCAGCAGCUCCAGGACUAUCAACACUUUGUUCAAGUCAAGACCUCCUUGCUGAUUGAACAGAAGGACCUCGAAGAGCAGAUUAAAUUUUUCAAAGAACAAUUAGAAAAUCUUGACCAAAGCAUCCCCAUCUAACACCCACCACCAGGCCAGACAUUUUUAUAUGUUAUAUGUGAUGUUUCCCUGGAAAUCCACAGGUAGUCUCAUCACAGAGCUCAGUUUGGUGGAUUCUUCCAAUUCUGUUUGUGCCACAGCAUUGGCAAGUGUUUAGAUGUUCGGAGAUGCUCUAGGCACACUCUGGACGUGCCCGCCACUUGGACAGGGCCAACUGACAGCAUCUCACAGUUUGUAGCAAACUGCCUUGUGGACAUGACUGAUAGGAUUCAUUACUUCUGUUAACUGAAUGUGUAUUUCCCCUUAUUUUUGUCCGUCCAUCUGUUUCCAGAUUUACAUCAUCUCAAUAAAAAACCAUACAAAUA
Messenger RNA from Sturnus vulgaris (Common starling), 906 nucleotides. Lineage: Eukaryota; Metazoa; Chordata; Aves; Passeriformes; Sturnidae. The record is from RefSeq and is a predicted model, not a curated record.